AUGGCCUCCCGGCGCAUCCCCCGCGGGGCGCUGGGCCCCGCGCUGCGGGACAGGGCGAGGCGCUGCCGCGGGGACGCGGCCGGCGAGGCGAGCCAGCGCUUCAAAGAAACCGAAUGGGAGCAUCCUAGAGUUAGACAGGUGUGUUUUCUCCGGUCAUUUCCACAUCCUGACUCCUUUCAGCCCGUGAAUGUGCUCCUGGAAGGGGUUUUCUCAGCGCUACUGGCAGUGCAUUGGUGUGUUCUCUUCCCCCAGGGCCCCCCCAGGCCCGCGCCGAGGCCGCGCUACGACGAGAGCUUCCCCGACGGCGGGAGGUACCCCCACGACAACCCCCAGCACCGCCACCCCCACGAGGAGUGGGGGGAAGACCCCCGGGAGGACUACCCGGGCCCUUCCUACAGGCCCGCCAGCCCCCUCCUGCGGAAGGACAACUAUUACCACGAGCAGUUCGGCCGCCCCGCGCCCCACGAGCGGGAGUACGGGCGCCCACCUUCCCAGAACAGGGAGUACGGGCACCCAGCUUCCCAAAACCGGGAGUACGGGCACCCAGCUUCCCAAAACCGGGAGUACGGGCACCCAGCUUCCCAAAACCGGGAGUACGGACACCCGGCUUCCCACGAGAGGGAUUACGGGGGCCUGGCCUCCCACGACCCUCAGGAUUACGGCCCUCCUGACUCUUGGGAAGCUGCCGAACCCGACUUUAGCUCCACGGAUAUCCUGGGGGACUUCAGGUCGCCGGGGCUCGUGGACGAGGAGUUCGGCGGCGCGGAAGACCAGGAGUACGACGCGGAGUUCGGGGUUCAAGACAGCGAGUUCCGGCCCCCCAUACGGAGGGGGGCCGUUGGCAGGGGGAGGAUCCUGAGGGGAAAGCGGCUCACGAGGGGCGUGGUCAAAGCUAAGGUGUUCAAAGGAGAGGUCAAAACCCCCCUCAAGAAGUGGGACGUGAAGAAACCGCAGCCAGGCCUCGAUCCGCAGGCUCCGGAGCAGCCCCUGGAAGCUGCCGAGCGACCCGGCCAGAGGCCGCUGCCCGUCCCAAAGCUGCCCCCACGACCUAACCAAAGGCCGGCCCUGGCAGCCCAGAGACCCAUCCUCAGGCUCCCCAAGCCUGCCCACGUGUUCAGGAACCUCAACUUCGACCUGGUGGAUAAAUCAGACAUUUUCUCCACCUUUGGGGUGGAGAUUAUCAAGUGGGCCGGGUUCCACGCCAUCAAAAACGACGCCGAGUUCUCCCGGCUCUUCGGGGCUCUCUUCGAGCUGGAGACGGAAACCUGUGCGAAGAUGCUGGCCUCCUUCAAGUGCUCCCUGAGGCCGGAGCACAGGGAUUACUGCUUCUUCACCAUCAAGAGCCUGCAGCACGCCGCCCUGAAAACCCCCAAGGUGGACAACGAGUUCCUCAACAUGCUGCUGGACAAGGGCGCCGUGAAAACCAAGAACUGCUUCUUCGAGAUCAUCAAACCUUUCGACAAGUACAUCAUGAGGCUCCAGGACCGCCUCCUGAAGGGGGUCACCCCCCUGCUGAUGGCCUGCAACGCCUACGAGCUGAGCGUUAAGACCAGCGGCUUCGGGAACCCCCGGGAGAUGGCCGGCGCCUUCGAGACCACCGUGUCUCUCUGUCGGAAGUCGCUGGCUCUCCUGGGCCAGACCUUUGCCCUGGCGUCCGUUUUCAGGCAGGAGAAGAUCCUGGAGGCCGUGGGGCUGCAGGAGAUGGCCCCGGCCCCAACGCUCUUCCCCAACUUCGACGACUCCACCCUGUUCGGAAGGGAGUACAUCGAGAACUUGAAGGCUUGGCUGGAGAAGAGCGGCUACCCCAUCCAGAUGAAGAGACCCGAGCCCGAGGCCGCAGAACAGCUCAAAGCAGCCUCUCCUGACACCAAAGUCCCACAACGAGCUGAUAGGAAAGUUGUGGAGACAAUUGAGCAGCUGGUGAAGAGCAUCGUGUCAGGAACCUUGUCUGCCAAGGACAGGAGCGCUCAGAAGAACUGCCCUGAGUACUGGUUCCUGUCUGAUGAGGACAGCCUGGAGUACAAAUAUUACAGACUGAAGCUGUCAGAGGCGCAGAGGAGGAAGGAGGAGGGGGAGGGCAGGACCCCAGAAGAAGCCGCCACAGAGUCCAUCAGGGCCCUGCUCUACGCCAGGAAAAUUGCAAGCAUUAAGAGAAGGCUGUUUAAGAGAAAAAGGCCUGGAGGGCUCCCCCAGCGUGGCACCCGAGGAAGGAAGGUGAGGAGAGCAACCAUAGGGACACAGACUGUGCUUUCAGCUGGGACAGUGCUGAGGCACCAAGACAAACAUCUUCCAGGUCCAGCCCAGCCCAAGGUGUCGGUGGCAGGAUCCAGCCUGUCCCACAAGAACUCUCCCCUCGGCACCAGCUCGUCCCCACAGGGUGCCCCCAGCCCCGAGGGCUCUCUGCCACCAGAGGAAAGGGCAGACCCUGAGGAUUUACCAGCACCACCAGAGCUUUUCCCGCCGUUGGCCUCUCAGUUUCCUGAUGUGGAUGCCAAAACCAUGGAAACUGCAGAGAAACUUGCCAAGUUUGUUGCUCAGGUAGGACCAGAAAUCGAGCAGUUCAGCAUAGACAACAGUGCAGAUAACCCAGACCUCUGGUUUCUACAGGAUCAAAACAGUUCUGCUUUCAAAUUUUACCGAAUGAAGGUCUAUGAGUUGUGUCCCUCCAUCAACUUCAGUGCUGUGUCUGAGGCAGCUGAGGCUGGGGAAGGUGCCAAAGCUGGAGAGAGGAAUUUGGAUCUUUCAGAAGAGGAAGAGGAGGAAGAGGAAGAAGAAGAGGAGGAGGAAGAUAACGAGGAGGAAGCUGAGUUUGAGGAGGACAUUUCCCAGCCCUUGGAAGAAACGGAGCAAGCAGAGGAGGGAGACGAGGAGGACGUGUCAGCAGGUAGAAGUGUGGAAAACCUAGAUGAAGAGAUGGUUUCCAAAACAGGAGAGGAAAUGUCAGCAGGUGAAGUGCAGCUUUCCAGCUCCUCUGAUGGUGCUGUACCAAAUCUGUCGACACAGGCACCGACUCCUGCCCCCGGCACCCCCUUCCCUCGCAAAAGAAUCAGCAGCAAGUCCCUGAAAGUUGGGAUGAUCCCUGCCUCUAAAAGGAUCUGCCUCAUAGAAGAACCAAAAGUGCACGAGCCUGUCAGGAUUGCUUAUGACAGACCUCGGGGCUGCCCAGUGACAAAGAAGAAGAAGAAACCAAAAGAUUUGGAGUUCUCCCACAAGAGGCUGACACACAGGAAUGUGGGUUUCCAGAUGCUGCAGAAGAUGGGCUGGCAGGAGGGGCACGGCCUCGGCACACGAGGGAAAGGGAUCAGAGAGCCUGUAAAAGUGGGUGCUACCUCUGCAGGGGAGGGCUUGGGUGUUGCAGGGGAAGAAAAUAAAGAAGAUGCAUUUGACGUUUUCCGUCAGAGAAUGAUACAAAUGUACAGGCAGAAAAGAGCAAGUAAAUAGGUAGGUGCUGUGGCCACGCCUGGGUAGUCAUUGCUGCCAACAUUAACUCCCAGGGCUGUUGAAACCCUCCCCUUCCAAGAAAUCAGUGCUGUUCCCACGAGUGUAGCUGGCUUUUUUGGUUUUUUUUUUAACCUUUCACCAGAGUCCAGACCUCCAGUGAAGUGCUUUGAACUGCUGAAUUACCCCAAAUCUUGCUUUCUAGGUUUGACAUAAGAGACUGGCUGGCUAAAAAAAGUGCCUGGAAAUGCAAAGCUGCUGUGGGAAAGAUCUUCAGCAGAGCAGGAAGAGCACUCUGGUCUCUAGUAGUGGACUCGAAUGCUAAUGUGUUAAAACAUCCUCCAAGAGUCAAGUUAGUCUUGUGUUGUGCAAGCUACACUUGGGUGUCUCAUCUUCUGAGGAAGAAACAGCUGGUUUGGGCUCAGAAGUGCCUGUUUUUACCUCUCUCUGUCUCUCUCUCUCUCUGUCUCUCUCUCUCUCUGGCCAAGUUUACCUGUUUUGGGAUGAGAUUCCUCACCAAAAAAAAAACCAAACCUGGAAUAAGUGGCAGGAGAACCCUGAGGGACCUGCUUUGGUCCUGGUCCUUUCUGAAAUCAAGAACCUGCCCAGAUCCAGAUCCUUUUGCUGGGCAGUUCAGAUUUUGUGACCCUGCAUUUUGCUGGGGGGGUCCACCUUCCCACCCACUUCUGCACAGAGCAGCUUCCUUUCCUCCCCACGCCAGUUUUAAGAAGAGCCUCCACCUGUGGGUUUAUUUUGGGGUGGGAAUCCAGACUUUUGAGUGCAGGGUGAGCAGCUGAGGCUCCUCCAAGUCUGACACCACCAAACCCUUCCUUGGGAACCUCGGCUGGGAAGAGGUUUCUCAUUCCAGUGAACAAGCUGUGCAGUUUUUUAAGUGUACUUUUUAUUUUGACACCAAUUUGGCAGCUCUCCCCCAGUUUCUUCUCCUCCUCCAAGGAGUUGUAAGUCAUGAGCAGGUGCAGUUCACGUGCCUGCAGGAAAUACUGAAGGAAACACUUGGAAGUGGAUCAUCAGUUUUAUAAGACCACCAGUUCAGAGAGUAAUUUCUCUUAAGCAUUUUCCUGGCACAAGUUCUUUGAUUGAAGAACCCCAAGACAAAGAAAAACUUGUACUUUUAAGGGACUUUUCCAGAAUUUACUGAAAGAGAAGACUGGAUUAAUGAACAAAACCUGGAAGAUUUAACAGUGUUACCAAAAACAACCCUCUGAGGUCUGAUCCUUCAUCUUUUCCCUGACUUGCACACCACUGAGGCAUUCCUGAGAGGGACAGAAUUUAACCUGUCUUAAAAACCAGCCCCAGGUGUUCACUGGAGUGUUACAGUGCCCAGAGCCUGCUCCACUCUCCCAAAGAGCUGCUCCUGAGCUGGCCAGCAGCGAGUCCUGGUGUUCCCAUCCUUGCAGAGCUUGUGGCAAAACCACUGGCAGCACCCAGGGGGGUGUGGCAGCAUCUCCAGCUCCUGGCAGUGUGUUCUUUGCUCACCAACUUGCCUGUGUCUGCUGUUUAAAGACCCUUUUUCUGCUCUUCCUCCACCAAAACCUGGAGUUGUCUCCAUGUCCAGUCCCCAGCAGCAAAUUCUCCUUGCCUGGUACCAAGCACUGUUGUUUUAUCAGUGCAAGUUGAGUUUUAUAUUUUGGUUUUUUUCCCCUUUUACUGACUUUGGAACCAAAAGGAACAAGAUCAUGGCGUUGUGUGCAAUUUUCUGCUCCCUCAGUUUUAGUUGCCCUGAAGCCCCAAAUCACUGAAGGACCCCACAGGGAAACCCACUGGUGGUUCUGGUUUUGCCAUGAGCAUCACAUGAAUCUUCACCUCCAACAGUGCAAGCAGCUGGAGCACAGAGGCCAUAAAUCCAAAUAAGUUUGUCUGGUUGUCAGACUCGAGGGCAUCUGAGAGCCCAGACGUUUCUUACAGGCUGGUUGUGGACCUCCUGAGGUCCCUCCUGCUGGGAGAAUCCUCAGUGCCAGCGUUUGGCAGUGGAUGCUGAGCUGUUUAACUCCUGUCUGGGUGUGGUUUUCACUGCCCCUCUCCCCUUCCUUUCCUGGGCCUAAUCAGUGUAAAACUUCAGCCAGUCUGGCUUAGAACAACUGGACCCAGCACUGUUGGCCUCUGAUUUUAUUGCUCAGCCCCACCCCAGAGGGUUCACAGCUUUCCUCUUAGCCCAGGGACGAACCUGCCGGGGUUGCUGCCCCUGGUUUUGAAUCCCCUGCACGAUUCCAGUUCACCUCUUCUUUCCCAUUUACAUUUUGGAAAGAUUUCUUUGCUAUAUUACGUGUCCCACACCCCCCCCUGCUCCCCCCCUCCUCCUUUUGGCUUUGACCUGCCUUUUGCAGGCAGCUUUGAGGAAGUUUGUAGGUGCUUUUGUUAGGUGUGAAACGUUUGUGAUGCAGACGCUUUGCCUCGCUGGAGGUUUUUACAAGCUUCUUUUUCUGUUAUUUUAGUUCCAGGCUCUCUUCCAUGAAGACUGCAAGCUUCAGUGAACAUUUUAACUAACUUCAGUGGUGUGUCUGCUGUCUUUUGGUUGGGUUUUGCCAUUAAUCCUGUAGAGAAUUUGCUCGUUUCUGUCCCGUGCAGAUGCAGCAGUGCUAAGCCAGUGGCAAUGCUUAUGUUCUGGAUAACUGACAUUUCCCUGUAGUGUAAGUAAAAAAAAAAAACCCAAAAAACAAACCCUGUUAGCAUUGUUAACCUUUUAAUAGCUGCAAUAAAUGUAGAACUUAACACAACCUCUGGGUUUAAAUGUUUUCUUUGCUUGUGAAUUUGGCCAUUUGGGAGAGAUAUGCAUCCUUCUGGCACUUCAACCAGUGCAGCUGGGGCCGUGUCCCAGCAGUGUGAAGGCAGGAUUUUUGGGAAGGUGCCUCUGUUCUGUGCUGCUAAAUGUCUCUUAACCUUGAGAGAACCCACUAAAUCACUUCUCAGUUCCUUUCUCACGUGGCUUUUGGUGCAUUGAAUCCGUCCCCACAGCCUCGCUGUCCACAGCUGGAAUGCCAGAGUUUCCCAGGAAUUAACCCUCUCUCUCGAUUUUCUUGCUGUGCUGGCUUGAAAACAGCAGCAGGCUUUCCCUUGCCAUACCUCUGGGGUUUUUACUGUGGCCUUUCAAUCCAAAAAUUCCUUUUUUUUCUUUUUUUAAGGCAGGAGGGGAGGGGGAAAACUGCAGAGAACUGCAAUUUUUAAACCUCGUGCAGCCACUCGUCCCCAGGGUGGAGGGACAGUCCCUGGGCGAGUCCAAGCCCUGGCUACACCUUUUUCCCUCCUUUUCCUUCAAAAAUUUAGGAUAUUUGAGGACCUGGUCAAGAGGGAAGGCCAUUUGCUCUCCUUGGAGAGAAAUGAGGAGAUCCCCAUUUUGGGGGAGGUGCCCUAAAACUACAGCCAGUGAUUCAGUGUUUGGACUAAUUGUGUUGGACUCGUGGAGAUGGUGUUAUUUUUUUUUGCCCUCAGAGCUUUUCCUUGGUGUGACCCAGUGACAUUUUUCCUAUUUAUUUUUUGGUGUGUUUUUUUUUUUUUAUUUUAGAACCAUCCUUGGUGUGAACACCUCAUCUGCUCUCAGAUGGUGUUUUCUCCCAAAUCAGUGUUUAUUUUUAAUGUUGACAUCCCGCUCUGCUCGGGUCUGGACUCAGAAAUUCAAAGUAUUAUCCUUUUGGGUUGUUUUCUACCCCUACAGCAGGUCUAUUUUCUAAUUAAAAAACAAAAGCCUGGAAGUCCUGCAUCACCUGGAGUUGUGCAUAUCUCGUGACUGAGUGGCCAAUCACAACCAGACUGUAGAUUUGAGCAAUAAUAAACACCUGCAGUGAGAACGUGCUCAAAGAACAACGGGGUCCUUCUGAAAUAAAGAGGUUUUAUUUUUGGGGGGGUUUUUUUUGUGUGUGUGAACCUUGUUAAGUAGGAGACUUGCUGGAAGUGCAGCGGGUGUGGAAACUGUUUGCGUUGUGUGUGGGCAAUAAAGUUCUGCUGUUGAAGGAA
Molecule: messenger RNA, 7407 nt
Organism: Myiozetetes cayanensis
Lineage: Eukaryota; Metazoa; Chordata; Aves; Passeriformes; Tyrannidae
Gene: SUGP2
Product: SURP and G-patch domain containing 2
Biological process (GO): RNA processing
Cellular component (GO): nucleoplasm
Molecular function (GO): RNA binding
Source: RefSeq, a predicted model, not a curated record